AUGGCGGACCCUGCAGAGACCACCAUCAAGGUGGUGUGUCGGUUCCGGCCGCUCAACAGCUCGGAGGUGACCCGAGGAGACAAGUACAUCCCCAAGUUCACGGGGACCGACUGCGUCCAGAUCGCGGGAAAGCCGUACUACUUCGACCACGUGUUUCAGUCCAACACCACCCAGGUGGAGUUCUACAACGCGGUGGCUCAGAAGAUCGUCAGAGAUGUCCUGGGAGGCUACAACGGGACCAUCUUUGCUUACGGGCAGACAUCCUCUGGAAAGACGCACACAAUGGAGGGGAAGCUGCACGACCCAGACAUGAUGGGGAUCAUUCCUCGGAUUGUGGAGGACAUCUUCAACUACAUUUAUUCCAUGGAUGAAAAUCUGGAGUUUCACAUCAAAGUUUCAUAUUUUGAAAUCUAUCUGGACAAAAUUAAAGACUUAUUGGACGUAUCAAAGGUCAACCUUUCUGUCCACGAGGACAAGAACAAGGUGCCAUAUGUCAAGGGGUGUACGGAGCGGUUCGUGUCCAGUCCUGAGGAGGUCAUGGACACCAUAGAUGACGGCAAAAACAACAGACACGUGGCUGUCACAAACAUGAACGAGCACAGCUCCAGGAGUCACAGCAUCUUCCUCAUCAACAUCAAGCAGGAAAAUACUCAAACUGAACAGAAAAUGACUGGCAAGCUGUACCUGGUGGAUCUGGCUGGGAGUGAGAAAGUGGGGAAAACUGGAGCCGAGGGCACGGUGCUGGAUGAAGCUAAGAUGAUCAAUAAGUCUUUGUCCUCCCUGGGAAACGUUAUCUCAGCACUGGCAGAAGGCUCGAGCUACGUACCCUACAGAGACAGUAAGAUGACCAGGAUCCUGCAGGACUCGCUGGGAGGAAACUGUCGGACCACCAUGGUCAUCUGCUGCUCUCCUUCCUCUUUCAACGAUGCAGAGACCAGGUCUACGCUGUUGUUUGGACAAAGAGCAAAAACCAUCAAGAACACGGUAAUUCUGAACGUGGAGCUGACCGCAGAGCAGUGGAAGAGCAAGUGGGAGAAAGAGAAGGAGAAAAACAAAACGCUGAAGACCACCGUCACCUGGCUGGAGAAUGAGCUGAACCGCUGGAGGAGUGGAGAGCCUGUCCCAGUGGAGGAGCAGUUCGACAAGGAAAAGGCCAAGGCCGAGGUGCAGGCCCUGGACAGUGCCCUCAACAACGAUAGGACUGCACCCCAACCGGCCCUCGGCAGCACCCCCGGGGUCAAACUCACAGAUGCAGAGAAACAUAAGUUAGAAGCAGAAAUAACCAAACUAUACAAAGAGCUGGAUGACAAGGACGAGGAGAUCAACCAGCAGUCUCAGCUCACGGAGAACCUGAAGCAGCAGAUGCUGGACCAGGAGGAGCUCUUGGGCUCUUCCCGCCGUGACCACGACACCCUGCAGACCGAGCUGAACCGACUGCUGUCGGAGAACGAAGCCUCCAAGGAGGAGGUGAAGGAGGUGCUGCAGGCGCUGGAGGAGCUGGCCGUCAACUACGACCAGAAGAGUCAGGAGGUGGAGGACAAAGCCAAGGAGUUCGAGGCUCUCAGUGAGGAGCUGAACCAGAAAUCUAGCUCCUUGACCUCCAUCGACUCGGAGCUUCAGAAGCUGAAGGAGAUGACCAACCACCAGAGGAAGAGGGUCACGGAGAUGAUGUCGUCCCUGCUCAAAGACCUGGCUGAGAUCGGCAUCGCCGUGGGAAGCAAUGACAUCAAGCAGCAGGACAGCAGUGGGGUGAUGGAUGAGGAGUUCACCGUGGCCCGCCUCUACCUCAGUAAGAUGAAGUCGGAGGUGAAGACCAUGGUGAAGCGCAGCAAACAUCUGGAGAGCUCUCAGGCCGAGAGCUCCCUCAAGCUGGACCAGUCUGAGCGGGAGCUGACCGCCUGCCAGCUCCGCGUCUCCCAGCAUGAGGCUAAGAUCAAGUCGCUGACGGAGAGCCUCCAGAACGUGGAGCAGAAGAAAAGACAUUUGGAGGAGAAUGUGGACUCUCUCCACGAGGAAAUCGUACGGAUCAAAGCCCAAGAGAAAGUUAACACCAUGGAGAAGGAGAACGAGAUCCAGUCUGCUAAUGAAGUCAAGGAUGCUGUGGAGAAGCAGAUCCAGUCCCACAGGGAGGCCCACCAGAGGCAGAUCAGCAGCCUGAGGGACGAUCUGGACAGCAAGGACAAGCUGGUCACCGAGCUCCAGGACUCCAACCAGCAGAUCAUGCUGGAGCAGGACCGGCUGAGACUGGAGCACGAGAAGCUGAAGACUGCUGACCAGGAGAAGAGCCGGCAGCUGCAGGAGCUCACGGUGCUGCAGGACAGGAGGGAGCAGGCCAGGCAGGACCUGAAGGGGCUGGAGGAGACUGUGGCCCGGGAGCUGCAGACGCUGCACAACCUGAGGAGACUGUUUGCCCAAGAUUUAUCCACCAGAGUCAAAAAGAAGUCUCAGGACCUGGACGACUCUGAAGGCAGCGCUGCUCAGAAACAGAAGAUCAGCUUCCUGGAGAGCAACCUGGAGCGGCUCACCAAGGUCCACAAACAGCUGGUGAGGGACAACGCCGACCUGCGCUGCGAGAUCCCCAAGCUGGAGAAGCGUCUGCGGGCCACGGCGGAGCGGGUCAAGGCCCUGGAGGCCGCCCUGAAGGAGGCCAAGGAGAACGCUGCCCGCGACCGCCAGCGCUACCAGCAGGACGUGGAGCGCAUCAAGGACGCCGCCAAGCCCAAGAACAUGGGCAGGAGAGGCUCUGCUCAGAUAGCCAAGCCCAUCCGGCCGGGCCAGCUGCCCGGAGCCUCCCCCCUGAUCCACCGCUCCAUCCUGCUGCAGAACAACCAGGCCGGGGGCCGAGGAGGCAACGACAGCAGUUAAAGGUGCUGAUAAACGCCCAGACAGGAAGCUCCGGUCCCAGACCGACACACCGAACCUCCACCUGGAAACCCUGCAACCACGUCCUGA
Molecule: messenger RNA, 2952 nt
Organism: Cololabis saira (Pacific saury)
Lineage: Eukaryota; Metazoa; Chordata; Actinopteri; Beloniformes; Belonidae
Product: kinesin-1 heavy chain-like
Exons: 26
Coding region: 1-2865 (954 amino acids)
Biological process (GO): microtubule-based movement
Molecular function (GO): microtubule motor activity; ATP binding; microtubule binding
Source: RefSeq, a predicted model, not a curated record